AUGGGAUUUCUAGAUCUUAAAUCUGAUUUUCAAAUCCGUGAAGGCGAGUUAAAGGAGAUUCCGGACACGUUAUUGCUGUUUUUGCGAAGGUUGUGCAAGAUCGGAGUCAAAAUCGAGCCCUCCGGGUUCCGGCUCUUAUUCAAACGCGAACAGACUGGGCCAAAUGGGCGCAUUACAUUGGUCAAAGAGGCAGGCGACGUGGUGAGGAAGCGCAUUUAUCACGUUGAGGGGGCUGAAUUGGAGAAUCUUCCGGAGCAUGGUGAUCAAUCAGCUCAGACAACAGCGGAGGUCAUACUCGCUUUCCCUGUCGAUGAUUCCCAUCGUCCCAUAAUCGAACAGCAACAUGUCUAUUCCUUCCUGCCAAUGCGUCAGGAAGGGUUUAAGUUCCUCAUACAAUCGGAUUUUAUCACCACAGCAAAUCGUCAAGGUGUUCACCUCUACCCCCGAAAUUAUACAAUCCGCGAGCGUAUCAGCCUUGUAUUUAUACAGGCUGUUUAUAACUUCUGCAAAAAUGCAACCUUGAAAUACGAAUGGCUCCAGCAUCUGCCAGGGCCAUCCAUUCCAGAUCCUUUCUGGGCUACACUUCGUGAAAUAGUAUUAGAAAGUCUAAGCGAAUCAAAGAUCCUCCUAACCCGCAAUGGUGCUCUUGAUUGCCCAAAAUCACUUCAGCACCCCUCUUCUCGGCAUUGUGAUCGUCAUGGUCAGCCGCUUUUGGAUGAUAUCACCCCUGAAAUCUACAUGUCAGAGGGAUACAAUUGGUCCAGACAUUCUGAGCUUUUGACUGAGCUCGGGGUGACCAACCUAUCCUUCAAAAAUAUUCUGGACCGCUUAGAUCCGUACCUGGUAGGGUCAACGCCUCGACUUUUCGAUGUCAGUUUGGACGAUGACUGGCAUGCCAGGCUCGCGGGCCUUCUUCUUCGGGGUUUGAGCAUGUAUGGUGCUCGGAUUAGAGAGCGAGUUGAGAAUGACCUGACACUCAAAACUGUGGAUGUCAAAAUCUCUCAGGACACACCGCGAUGGAAACUCUUUGAGGCCUUAGGAGUAUCGUCCUGCUCGUCACAAAAAGUUGUCAACUCAAUUCUCCGAAGAUAUGACCCGCCAGUCGGCGUGACGCUGAGGCAUUCCAUCGAUCACUUGAAAUACCUCUUUUGGGUGGGUAGUGGGAAAAUCCUCGACAAACGUAUUUUCGUGAUGGAUCAGAUGGAGCGACGGGUGUAUCGAGGCUUCGUAAUGUUUGGUGUUCACAUCAUAAGGGAUGAUGUCUAUUUUGCUACGGAUGGCGAAUAUAGCACCAAAAAGCUGUCGCAGAAGCUUCGAUGCAGAUCUAAUCAGCAAAACAGCUUCCCAGUUGAGAUAUACAUCAUCCAUGAUGCGUGCUUGGGUGCCCUUCCACCUAGCGCCUGCUCCCAUGGUCUCACUUGGGAGAGGUGGCUACAGGUUACGGCAAACGUUCGUCGUGUCCCGAAGCUGUUUGAUCCUUUCCAAGACCGACUUUUCCCUCUCGGCCAACACUUUUCGGACCAUCAUCCAACGACAGUCAUAGGUAUUUUGAAGACAUAUUGGUCUAAUUACAACCGAGAAAUGACAAGUAACAUCAUCAGAGUGUUAGAAUGGCAGCUUUGGGUGGGACCAGAAUCCUGUGUGUGGGCUGAGACCCCCAUAAUUGGUGGAAAUAUCCAUUCAAUGUGUCCCAAAGCUAGAGAUAUUGAAGAUCUUAGAGACUUGCAACUUUUACCGGUGCAAAUGCCGAAUGGCAACAUUGAAAUAUUGAGGCCUGUUGAUACUUUCUUUUUCUCAGACACGCUCGAGUACCAGUCUACAUUUCAUGGAAAGGCACCUUUGCUGAAAAUUUCCCUUGAGGAACAUCGAAAAUUGUAUCGAGUUUUGGAAGCUCUGGGCUUGGAAGACCGGUACAUAUCUACAAUUGUGGAGGAGAGGGUUGUAGUAGAACAGAUGGAACCAGAGCCGUCCCGUCAAGAAACCAGAUUUUUCCAAAGAAAGGCAAAAAAGCAUCUUUACCAUUGUGCUCUCCACUAUAACCCAGAAAUUGAAGACAACAAAGUCCCCAAUCUUCAAACUGCUUUUGAAGUAAGCUCGAUUCUGGGAUCCGAGAACUUUGAACUCGGGCUUAGGUCACGCCAACCAAGCUAUCAAGUUGAAACGGCUGGUGCGUUUGUUACAAGUCGUCAGGCAUCAGCACGUUCGAUCAGACCUUUCACCGUACCCGCCAGCCCUCUAGCGUUACCAGAUUACGGUGCUGAGCCUGUUCCUCCCGUGACCCAAUUCGUGCAGUUACUCUGCAAUGUCAUUAGGCUAGGUCGUCAAGCAACCCCUCCAGAAGCUUCUCAGGUCCUAGAGAAUGCGUCCAAUGGUACAGGAAUACCACCACCGGAUGGCCCUCUGGGGUUUUCGAGCUUCUUCAAACACUCAAUCUUCCCGGCUUCGGCCGCCAUAAUUGGAAGAGCACUAUCCGCAGAGAAGUCACUGUUCAUCCAGACUCCCAAGACCUUGCCCCUUGGAAAUGGCUCUGAAACUGCGGAUCUUGUGUUUGACGAUUCGAGCUCUGCGCUCACCUCGCUUCUCAUCCGCGCGGGAUACCUACCCCCAGACUCAUGGAGAGGAGCUAGACCGACAUAUUAUAUAGAAGUCAAGACGACGACAGGGGAAAUAACACCCGGUUCUUUAAUGCGGGUAGAAGUCGCUGGAGAGCCAAAUGACGAGAUCUAUAUGAUUUUCCGGGUCUACCAUCUUGACAAGGAGAGUAUAGGCGUUCAGAUUUACUUAGACCCAGAGAGUCUACGACAAGAAGAACGGUUUAUCUUCACGGCUGAAUCCUACAGUGUUGUUCCUGGUCAACUUUGA
Messenger RNA from Histoplasma mississippiense, 2862 nucleotides. RefSeq lists its product with no specific name. The record is from RefSeq and is a predicted model, not a curated record. NCBI's taxonomy places the organism in Eukaryota, Fungi, Ascomycota, Eurotiomycetes, Onygenales, Ajellomycetaceae. Bases 1 to 2862 code for a protein of 953 amino acids. The transcript has 10 exons.